AUGAUGAACAUUGCUGGUUCUUGCACUUCUUGCCACCUCACCACAGGAUGCAAGACGGCAAUGUCAAACGUUGUCAUGGCAAUUGCGGUUAUGUUCACAUUGUUGUUCCUCACUCCUCUGUUCCAUUACACUCCCCUGGUUGUUCUGUCUGCUAUUAUAAUAGCUGCCAUGCUUGGCCUCAUAGACUAUGAAGCCGCAAUUCUCCUCUUGAAGGUUGGCACGUUUGACUUUGUUGUCUGCAUGAGUGCCUGUAUCGGUGUCGUUUUUGGCAGCGUUGAAAUCGGCCUAGUCUUAGUGGGCCAAGGACUUUUGUUCAAGGAAACCUUCCGAAUUCCAUAUAUGGUUUACAUAAAUGUUGAGCAGUAUCCCAAUGCAAGCAAUGUUCCUGGAAUUCUCAUACUUGAGAUUGAUGCUCCCAUUUACUUUGCAAAUACCAACUACUUAAGAGAAAGGAUUACAAGGUGGAUAAAUGAUGAGGAAGAUGGGACCAAAUCUGCAGGGGAAAGUAGCUUGCAAUAUGUGAUAUUGGAUAUGACUGCUGUUGGUAACAUAGACACAAGUGGGAUAAGCAUGUUUGAAGUGGUCAAAAAGCUUGUUGACAGAAGGGGGCUCCAGCUUGUACUGGCGAACCCGGGAAGCGAGGUGAUGAAGAAGAUGAACAAGUCAGAGUUGAUUGAGAAUACAUGUCAAGAAUGGAUUUAUCUCACAGUUGCAGAGGCUGUUGCAGCAUGCAACCUCAUGCUUCACUCCACCAAGCCCAACCCCGGCAAAGAUCAAGAACCAGCUGCAUGGAACAACGUUGAUGGCUUUGGCUGUGAAUUUAUGUAUCAGAAAGCAAUAUCCACAUAA
This is a messenger RNA of Prunus armeniaca (apricot), 849 nucleotides long. The record is from the annotation of a GenBank genome assembly. NCBI's taxonomy places the organism in Eukaryota, Viridiplantae, Streptophyta, Magnoliopsida, Rosales, Rosaceae.